AUGUCAAACUUGUAUGUGUAUUUGAGUAUAUCAAUAGUGAAAGGAGAAUCAAAAAUGAGACUAACAAACUCUAGUGACGACUUUCCGGCUCUCUGUGAGGAUUGCUGUGGUCCUGAUAAGCAUAUUAAGAUGAUCAGGCAACCUGGAGGCGAAGAAUGCAAAAUUUGUACACGGCCAUUUACUGUUUACAGGUGGAACCCUUCGAAUGCACGUCAUAAGUCUAGGAAGACAAUAAUAUGUAUGACUUGUGCAAGAACUAGAAACUGUUGUCAAUCUUGCAUGCUUGAUAUCCAUUUUAGAAUUCCCUUAGAGAUAAGAGACACGGCAUUGAAAUUAGCGGGACUUGAUAAAGCAUAUUCAUUCACAAACAAGUCUCUUAAUAGUUCUAAUAGGGAAGUAAAAGCGAUAGCAGCCGACAAGGAAGAGUCUAAAUUCAAUGGACGAGAUGAAAAUGGGGAUGUAAAUGAUAUGGAUAAAGCUAAGGAGAUACUUCUGAAACUUGCUGAAAAACUCCACGAUGAUGAUAAAGCCACAAAGAAGAUUACUAAUUCCAGGAAGCAGAAUGAAACAGGAGAUAUCAAGAGCUCUGAUGUCUCUAAGAUACUCGCAAAGCUUCCCUUUGGAGGACUGUUUGUAGUACCUGAGGAUAAAAGUAUUACCUCUUUUUUCAUUUUUGGCUUCGACGAAGAACUUCCCCAGUAUGCUAUAACUAAUUACUGUAUACAAUUUGGAAAGAUAAGAACAAUGACAAUAUUGCAUAGAGCACGGUGUGGGUAUAUCGGCUUCAUAUCUAGGGAUUCUGCGGUAGCCUUCUCCCAAUCUAUCUCGGGAAACGGGUUAAAUGCGAAUAAUAAUACCCCAGGACUUCUUGUCUUGAACAAAAGGUUUCCGAUAAGAGUGAGCUGGGGAAAAGCUAAACCACUAGGUACUACAAAUGAAGAACAUUAUAAGAUUGGACUAGUUGUUAAAAAAGUUAUGAAGCAGUUGGCUGAGAAAGAUAGAAAUUACUUAUUGAAACAGUCUAAACUGCUGGAUUCAGGUGUGCCAAUACAGGCAGAAAAAGCAAAGUCACUGAAAAAAUUAGUUCAAGGGGAUAGCAGCGCACCAAUUGUAGAGGAGCAUCUGUCAAAAUCCAAAUAUAAAAGCUUGCUGGAUGAUUUUGAGCUUUAA
Molecule: messenger RNA, 1170 nt
Organism: Priceomyces carsonii
Lineage: Eukaryota; Fungi; Ascomycota; Pichiomycetes; Serinales; Debaryomycetaceae
Exons: 1
Coding region: 1-1170 (389 amino acids)
Cellular component (GO): U2-type catalytic step 2 spliceosome; Prp19 complex; U2-type catalytic step 1 spliceosome
Molecular function (GO): pre-mRNA binding; U6 snRNA binding
Source: RefSeq, a predicted model, not a curated record